AUGUAUUUGUAUGGAAAGCAGUUCACUCUUAUGACCGAUUGUAAAGCGUUAGAGUUCUUAUUCACUCCUCGUUCGAAGCCGUGUGCUAGGAUCGAACGGUGGAUAUUGCGACUGCAAGCAUUCGAUUAUCAUGUCGUACAUAUUCCUGGAAAUCAGAAUAUUGCUGAUUGUCUUUCUCGAUUAGGAACUGUAUCAUCUGCUGCAUUUGAUCCAGAAGAAGAAAUUGUCAUCCACGAAAUAGCAGCUCAAGCCGGAACAACAUAUGCCCUGAAGUGGAACGAGAUAAAAGAGGAAAGUGGAAAGGAUUCCGAAAUCGCCCAGGUCGUUCUACUUCUUGAAACUGGAAAUCAGCUAGAUUUGCCAUUAGCAUACCGAGUCAUAGCAAAUGAACUGUGCUGCAUUGAUACUGUAUUGCUGAGGGUUGAUCGAAUUGUCAUUCCCAGAACUCUUCGAGAAAAGUACUACAGAUUGCACAUGAAGGACACCCAGGGUGAAUAUGAUGAAAAGUCAUUUGAGGACCAAUGUUUGGUGGCCUAA
Molecule: messenger RNA, 537 nt
Organism: Armigeres subalbatus
Lineage: Eukaryota; Metazoa; Arthropoda; Insecta; Diptera; Culicidae
Exons: 1
Coding region: 1-537 (178 amino acids)
Source: RefSeq, a predicted model, not a curated record